Saccostrea cuccullata (small rock oyster) is the source of this 2659-nucleotide messenger RNA. RefSeq lists its product as uncharacterized. The annotation marks the transcript as partial. Lineage: Eukaryota; Metazoa; Mollusca; Bivalvia; Ostreida; Ostreidae. The record is from RefSeq and is a predicted model, not a curated record. Gene Ontology annotation, molecular function: zinc ion binding; DNA-binding transcription factor activity. The transcript is spliced from 9 exons.
AGUACCCGAUGAGCACAGUUAUGCUAAAGGUCAGCGGUUUAGCUUGCAACCAACCAGGAAAAUUGGGUGCACUGCACAGAUUAUUAUCAAACAUGUGAUUGUCCAUGGAGAUGAAGAGUACUGUGCUCACGACCUUCCUGAGUCCAGUAGAAAGAGGCAGGAAAUCUUGCGCACUGUUUCAUCACGGAUGCAGGAAGAAGAAAAUUACACUGGAGAGGAAAGAAUUUAUGUUUCUCUGCCUUUGAGAGCUGCACAUCAACACGAUAUUUCUCCACAGUCUUCCCUUGGAAACAGAUUGAAUGAAAAAGUAAAGAUUAAAAUUUAUGAAAUUGUCAAAUCUGGAAUUACUAACGUCACCAUUGUCAAAAAAAUUUUGAGAUCAUUUGUUGAGGCAGAAUUCAGAAAUAAAGACAUUAGACCAUCCAUAUAUGACAGGGCAUUCUAUCCCCUUACAAAAGAUAUUAAAAAUCAUGUUCAUAAAGCUGUUGCUGCAGGGAAACUUUCGGUCCUAGACCAGGAAAAUUUAAGAGCGAAGAUCGAUGAGUGGAAGAAGGAGGAAGACUGCUCUCGCCAUUUCUUCUUUCGCCCAGCCACAGAGGAAACUGCUGAUGCUGCCGGGGAUAACUUUUUAUUCAUACACCAGGAAGAGUGGCAAAGGAGACUGAUGAAGAUGUAUGGCAAUACGAUAUCCCUCCUCGAUGCCACCUAUCGAACUACCAAAUACAACCUUCCUCUUUUUAUGGUUGUGGUAAGGACGAAUGUGGAGUACAUCCCUGUGGCAGAGUUUGUGACAGAGGAUGAGACUUCUGACAGUAUCCAGGAGGCCCUACACAUCUUAAAAGGCUGGAAUCCAGACUGGUGCCCCGAUUAUGUCAUGCUAGACUACAGUGAGGCAGAAAUUAAUGCUGUAAAAGCAGAGUUUGCAUCUUCCAAAGUCCUCUUGUGUGCAUUUCACAGAGAACAAGCCUGGGAAAGAUGGUCAAGAAGCGAAAAAAACAUAAGCAGCAUACACAGAGAUGAUUUUCUAUCAACACUGCGUAAUGUUGCCUAUUCUACAACAGUAGAAGAAUAUGAUUUGGCUGAAGAAAAGUUGAGGAGCUGCCAUUGGUUCAAACAACCAUUGCAAAAAUAUAUUGAAAACAAAUGGUUGUCUGUGAAAGAGUACUGGUGCAAUGCUUUCAUGGACCUUGGAUUUCACUCACCUGUAACAACAACAAAUGGUGUAGAAUCCCUCAACAAAGCCUUAAAGCACUUUUAUUUAAAACUAGCUAAUCCUGGAACAUUGAGCGCCUUGAUGGGAGUAGUCAUCCAGGAUUUCCUACCAGAUUUGUUUCAGAACUAUGUGAUGUUGAAUUACAGGGCAAGUUCCAACUUUAAAGCGUAUGAUGCAAGCAUACCAAAGUACUUGCAUAACCGUCCACGGAAAGUUGUAGAACACUGCAUGCAAAGAUACCACUCCAGUGACCAGAUAGACUCAGGUGAUAUAAAGAUUGCAGAUGACAUUUCUGGACGGAUAUACCAUGUAAAAAGUAGGGAAUCCAGCCAAACCUACCAGGUGACUAUGGGAAGUGGGAAGAAAUUUCCUCAUUGUACCUGUGAAGACUUUCGUAGAAACUUCCUUCUCUGCAAACACUUUUUUGCCAUCUUCAAGAGUACAAACCAAAGUUGGAGCGAUUUAUCUCCACUUUAUGCAGAAAGUCCCUUUGUAAACUUAGACUUUGGAGCUGUAGAAAAACAUGAAAUUGUAAAUGUGUCAUCAGAUUUUGAAAUUCCAAUCCAGAAGUUUUUUGAAAAGGAGGGGGGAAAGUCUGAAGAUCUUCAAGAGGAUUCCGAAGACCUUCAAGAAGACUGCACAAAACUCCAAAGAGAUGUUGUGGCUGAAUUAAAAGAUCUUCAAAAUAAAGCCUAUAUUUGUUCAAAUCACAAUGCACUGAGUAGAUGUCUGUCAAUCCUCAAUAAUGCAAAUGCCAUACUGUCUGAAAAUAUCCCAAAAGAAGAGGGAAUACCCCUUAGACCGAAGACAAAGUUAAGGAACCUCCCACCUAGAAGAAAAUACUUCAGAAAGCUUGGAAAAUAUCAGAGAAGAGUUGGAAAGAAGGCAAAGACUAUGAGGGAUGCUUCUGUAAUAGAUGUGGAGGAAGGACCAUCUGUUUUGGAUGCAACGGAGGAUAUUUGCAAAGAAACAGAAAAAGAAAAAGUGACACCUGAAGAUGACUGUGUUAAACGGGAAAAGAAGGUUAAGAGUAAAGAGAAAAAUAAAAAGAAGAAAAUUCAGAAGGUUGCGGAACCUUCUGUUGCAGCUGUGGAGGAGAAUAUGACAGAAAUCAAUGGGCCUUCAAAAUCUGCACAAACAAUUGUGGAACAAGAUGACACAACAGCAUACAAACUGGUGAUGAAAUUAUGGUCUUUAGAAGAAGAUGGCCAUAUUCCAGUGGCAAAGGUUGGAGGGCAAAAAGUUUGUGACACAGAUAUCAGAUCACUAAGACCUGGACAAUGGUUGACUGAUAUGGUAAUGGACAGCUACAUCUCUAUAUUGGCUUUGGCCCAAAAUGAUUUGGGUAAGAAAGUUGUUAACUUUGUACAGAGCAAGAUGACAAGCAUAAUUGAAGGUUCUUUUACAAAAAGACAACGAGAUGGUUCCAGCAAUAAUAAGCAAGAA